AUGAAUAAGGGACCGAUUAAUGGUGUGCAAAUAGUGGAUAGCGAGUGGCCAGCAUUGAGUGAACUGAAGCUAAAGUCAAUCAGUUGUAAGCGAUUUGUAACCAGACAUAAGCCCAAGCAAAAAUGGGAAGAUCUCCCUAUUCAGCUGACAUUCUCUCGAGCCCACCACAGUUCGGUGCCGUCACGUAACCCUCUUCCUGCCGACGAAGACGAUGCUGAAAUCGAAGACGACGCUAAAAAUAAAAGCGCAGACAAAAUUCCAAAAUGUGCCAAACCUACACCAAAAGGAGGAUUAGGUGAGAUCCCUCAGGCUCAGAAAAACUAUCCUGAUCCUCAAUGGUGCCUAUACGUCAAUCCUAAUUUUGGUGGUAUGGAAAUGUGCAAUAUAGUACCUAGGCCAGGAUUCAAUCCUCAUAUCGUCUCGCACUAUCGUCACCACAACUCUCAAAGCCAGUCAUGCAGUAAUGGUGCUAGUGAGUGCACAGCUUGUGUAUCGGAAAGACUCUCGAGGAUAAGAAAUCAGAUUGAGUACUAUUUCGGUGAUCGGAACUUUACUCGUGAUCGCUAUCUUCAGGAAAAAAUGACUGAUGAUGGAUAUGUGCCACUGAAAGUUAUCAUUGAGUUCCCUAGGAUGAAGCAAUUAGAAGCAUCUGCUAACACAAUAAUCCAGGCAUGUUGUAAUAGCAGUGUAGUAGAAAUUGAUGCUUCAAGAGGUCUUAUCAGACGCCGGGUGCCUUUUGAAAUGAACGGAGUCUCUCGUGACAGUAUGGCGCCACUCACAGGGUCUGUUGUACACUCUGUUUCUGUUAGCAGUUCAAAUUCUCCAGUGCUUAUGUUAGAUACACAGCCUUUGGAUGAUAGUAAUUCGAAAGAAAUAGUGUAUCCUACACCCGUGGAUGCAGAAGAGAAAAAUGAUAUAAACUGGCUCAAAGUAGAACGCCGCCAAAGGAGUCGUGUAAAAACAUUAUCUUCAUCUCAGAUAAAUGCACCCGUCCCAAGUCGUCGUCAAAGAAAUGAAUCUUCGUGUUCUGAGUUCAGUGAUGUUGAUGAAGAGGAACUCCUUAACUAUCUUAUUGUCAUUGUCCCUGAGAGAGCAGGUGGUCGUGCUUCUGAGCAAAAUGUAGUUACCACAAAGGGUCAUACAGGGAAAUCAUCCCAAUCAUCAGAUUCGCGGAGUGAUAAAACAGAUGUGGAGUCUUGUCUAUUCAAUGCUGCUUCAUGUUUUAAUUCAUCUACUGAUAAAACUCAAGUGUCACAUGGUGGACAUUCAUCUUCAGAAAACAGUGCAGUUUCUUCCCGCUUAUUAACCAGACACCCAGCUGGCGAUCGUCACCCGAAUCCAGAUUAUCAAUCUCGUGCUAAGAUAAAUGCAGAUAUACUGCAAAGAAUUCGGCUUGGACUUGAAGAUUAUGAACAGAAUGUCAGGCGCGAACGGUACACUUCUAUUUGUGAACUAGGUUUCGAAGACGAUGUUGGAGAAACUGAUCUUUUAGAUUUAUCGAAUAAUUCAUCCAGUCAAUCGAGUAAUCGUUUAGAAAAGAUCAACGUUGUUUCUCCAGAAGAUUUUGCCAGUCUUAAAGAAGCUACUGCGUCUGGUUUAGCUGAGCGACCAACUUAUGUUUCUCAUGAAAAUAAUGAUGGUACAGAAGAAACUCAUUGUAACUCAGGACAGUCUGAAAAGGUUCAAAGCCAACCAGAUUUAAACUCUUAUCCAAUAUUUCCUUUCUUUUAUCCAAAUGUAUUACCUCCCGAACCAUCAUCUCUAAUCACUAGUUCGUUAUGGAUCCCAUCAUCUCUAUACUCUGUUCUUCCGUUCUGCAACAAUUCUUCUGAACUUUGGCAGUAUCCGUACGACAUGGUACCACUUACACCCAGUCAAGUCGAACAACAGUUAGAAGCAGAAAAUGCAGUUGCAGCUCUUGUUGCUGAAGUUUCAAGAGCAGCUGUUGCGACAGCUCAAAAUCAGAAAUCCACAGUUGUUGAUAAACCCAGGAAUAAGCAUGUAGCGCGGCGCCGCAUGACUGGUUUUUAUCCGGCCAAGGUAAAACCUACUGGUGCUCGUGAACGAGAUGAACUAGAUGUUGGUUUUGCUUUCGAUAUUUCCGCCCGACCCUCAGCGAAUGCUUUAGACCAACAAGUUUACAGUCCUAAUGUAAGUGCUGUUGGUGAGGAUGGUCGUAAUCGAGCUCUAAAAACAUUCAUAUCUAUGGCAAGUGACGUUACUACAUCUGGAACUACUGUGAUCAUCAGUACUACCACCACCCCUGCAGCUGAUGAUGAACUGGGUUUUACACAAAACGAUCCAGUCAAAACUUCUCAACCACAAUCGUCUACCUAUAAACAAAUCCACUCAUCCGCCUUUGGAAAUCACAUGAGUCAGUCCUAUCUUCGGGCCAGUGGUCUGGCAUCCCGGGAAUACUUCCGCUAUCGUUCUUCUUGUCUACUGGAUCGAGAGAAAUCAGGUGCUGGACAGUCUCAGGAAAUGAACACCAUGUAUAGGUUCUGGUCUUUCUUUUUACGAGACAAUUUCUUCCAUGGAAUGUAUAAAGAGUUCAAACGUUUAGCACUCGAAGAUGAGGCGGCAGGUUAUCGGUAUGGGUUGGAAUGUCUGUUUCGGUUUUAUUCCUAUGGCUUAGAACGUCGUUUCAAAUGGUCCUUGUAUAAAGACUUCCAGGAGCAAGCUUUGCGAGAUUAUAAGAAUGGACACCUAUAUGGUCUGGAGAAGUUCUGGGCCUUUUUGCACUACAGUGGGCGCAAAGUAGAAAUCAAUCCUGAACUGAAGGAGUUACUACAAAAGUACAAGACAAUCGGGGACUUCCGUGUCAAUUUUGAAGCCCCUGAUGGGUUUUAUGGUUACCGCAAAAGACUGCCUUCCACAUCAGCUUCUGUGCCUUCAGACAUAUCUUCAAACCCCACCUCUCAAAAUAAUGUAGUUUCUAAUGUUUGA
Heterobilharzia americana is the source of this 2946-nucleotide messenger RNA. NCBI's taxonomy places the organism in Eukaryota, Metazoa, Platyhelminthes, Trematoda, Strigeidida, Schistosomatidae. The record is from the annotation of a GenBank genome assembly.